AUGUUUGGAGCCUCUGCUAAGCCUGCUUCGAGCUCUUUCAGCUUCGGCUCGUCCCAGCCUUCCUCUGGCUUUGGCGCCUCAGGCAACUCAGGUUCUGGUGGUCUCUUUGGACAGCAACAGAAGCCACAGACAUCCAACCUUUUUGGUGGUGGACAACAGAAUACCUCUUCAGGCGGCCUUUUUGGCGGUCAGAAUAAUACUUCUAAUACUGGUUCAACUGGGUUUGGUGCCUCCAACACCGGUUCAGGAGGUGGUGGUCUUUUUGGCCAGAAUAACCAAUCUUCAGGACUAGGAAACACUUCAGGUAACACUGGAGGUGGCCUUUUUGGUCUGAAACCUGCUGGUUCAAGUCAAGGGUUUGGCGGUAGCAGUUCGGGUGGUGGCUUGUUUGGCCAGAAACCAGCUGGAACUGGAACGACCGGUGGAGGACUCUUUGGUGGUUCAGGUCAGCAAGGCCAGCAGCAACAACAACAAGGUCAGCAACAACAAAGCGGAGGCUUGUUUGGAUCGAGUAAUAAUACCGCUAACCAGAGCUCUGGAGGUUUAUUUGGCCUGAAACCAGCUGCUCCAUCUGGCGGUCUUUUUGGCUCCAGUAACCAAGCAUCUACAGCUCAGAAACCACUCUUUGGCGGCUCUAAUACAUCUACUGGUGGAGGCCUUUUUGGUCAGUCAUCUAACACAAAUACUACUUCAGGCGGUGGACUCUUUGGAGGCUCUUCAAAUACCGGAGGUGGUGGCCUUUUUGGCGGUUCCUCGAAUACUAAUACUGGAGGUGGUCUUUUUGGUGGCCAACAGCAGCAGCAACAACAACCCCAGCAACAGCAGCAAAACGCACAGGCCACACAAUUGACUGCCAUGACAAGAUUUGGUGAUCUUCCGCCAGAAAUCAAGAAAGAAUUACAAGAAUUCGACCAGUACAUCAGUACUCAACACCUCAUAGCGACCACGCUCAACACUGACCUUCCCAAGCAUAACCAACUCGUCAAGUCCAUUGAUUCUGAUGUGGGCUAUUUGCAUAACAAGAUCUCUACAAUCAAGCAAGCCUUGAAAGGCGACAGCAAUCAGUUGAAGGCAUUGAAGACUGUGAACGAUGAACUAACAGAGGAUAUCGGCAACAUCAUGCAACUAAUAAUUCAGCUCUCGACGCCAGGUACUAAGCUUUCUUCUUCGUUCCAGUUGAAUGAGUUCUUUGUGAAGAAGAUCAAGCACUACAGAGAUGUUAUGACCAGUUACGAAAAUGUUAUUAAGGAAGGUGAAGACGCUGUACGUGGAUUACAGCUCUCAUGCAACGACACCAUGGGCAGCAUCUACGAUGUCGUUGAGGUUGUGAAGAGUCAGUACAAUGUCUUCAUGGAGCUCUGCGAGACUCUAGCACAAGUCCACAGCGAAGUCAACCACUUGAAGCGCUAG
This is a messenger RNA of Candidozyma haemuli, 1410 nucleotides long. RefSeq names its product FG-nucleoporin (gene NUP49). Gene Ontology annotation, biological process: nucleocytoplasmic transport. The transcript has a single exon. Bases 1 to 1410 code for a protein of 469 amino acids. NCBI's taxonomy places the organism in Eukaryota, Fungi, Ascomycota, Pichiomycetes, Serinales, Metschnikowiaceae. The record is from RefSeq and is a predicted model, not a curated record. Gene Ontology annotation, molecular function: structural constituent of nuclear pore. Gene Ontology annotation, cellular component: nuclear pore.